AUGCCAAUCACAGGUGUCUACUUCAUCCCCUCACAUCCAAACUCUUCAACAGCUCUGGCAGCCAUCACCGAGCGCCUUCGCUCUGCCUACCCAGAUGAAGAACUUAUCCCCUUAGGCCGCUGGGCCCUAGAACAAAAACUAAUGCGAGACACACCAAGUCUCAUCCCCGCAUCAGCGAAUACCCAAUCAGGAAAGCCAAGAUACAUGCAAUUCCUCUCGCUAAGUCACUAUCCCACCCAUGGCUUCAUUUACACAUCCGAACCCCCAGAAAAGCCUUUCCACCCACCACAUGCACCGGCCGGGGCAAGUCCAAGUCCUCCACCGCCUAUGGCUCAAUCUCAACCUCAGUUUCUGUCGCUGUCGCAGUCAACUAGUAACAGCAACAGCUUUACCGCAUCGUCAGAAUCAUCGCCAAUGAUCAUGACUAUUCUCCCAAUGCCAUCAUUUGGUACCCUAUUCCAUCAUUUCACCUAUGCUUGUCAGCCCUUCUGGGCACAUCGGCUGACUGUCGCUGUGCCUAAUGGUGUGAUCUAUGAUGUGGGUGAUUUCCGGGUGAGAGUAGGUGAUGUGCGGCAGACGUUCCCGACUGCGCGGCCGCGUGGGACGGUUAUUGAGAUUGAGUGGCGGGGUCCGACUGUUGUGGAUUCAAUUACGAAUAUGAGUGCCGAGGGUGUGGAUGGGCAGGAUGAGGACUCUGGAAUUGAUGUGAAGUUCUCGAUUGAGGAGUCGGAUGUUGAUGCGGAGUAUGUGGCUACGGCGGCUUUGAUUAGGGAGUUUUGGGGGAGACUUGGUGUUCAGGGGGCGAGGGAGGCCAUUCUUGUUCCUGGGGUUGGGAAUGAGGUUAAGGAUCGGUUGAAGAAGUUGAGGGAUGAGAAGAAGAAUGGGAAUGAGGUUGAUAUGGAGGGUGCGGAUAUCGCGAGGCAGUACAUGGAAGUUUUGCGAUUUAAUCGGUAG
Messenger RNA from Penicillium odoratum, 954 nucleotides. RefSeq lists its product as uncharacterized. Lineage: Eukaryota; Fungi; Ascomycota; Eurotiomycetes; Eurotiales; Aspergillaceae. Gene Ontology annotation, biological process: regulation of transcription by RNA polymerase II. The transcript has 2 exons. Gene Ontology annotation, molecular function: transcription coregulator activity. Bases 1 to 954 code for a protein of 317 amino acids. The record is from RefSeq and is a predicted model, not a curated record. Gene Ontology annotation, cellular component: mediator complex.